This is a messenger RNA of Sugiyamaella lignohabitans, 804 nucleotides long. It is a transcript of the gene YIH1, whose product is annotated as Yih1p. The record is from RefSeq and is a predicted model, not a curated record. NCBI's taxonomy places the organism in Eukaryota, Fungi, Ascomycota, Dipodascomycetes, Dipodascales, Trichomonascaceae. Bases 1 to 804 code for a protein of 267 amino acids. The transcript has a single exon. Gene Ontology annotation, cellular component: cytoplasm. Gene Ontology annotation, molecular function: protein binding. Gene Ontology annotation, biological process: regulation of translational initiation.
AUGUCCAACAGAUCAAUGUCGGAAAUCGAAAAUGAGGUGGAGGCCAUAAACUCGAUUUAUGAGGGCUGUAUGUCCGAAUGGGCUCCCUCUAUAUACGAUGUGCAUAUACCGGACUCGUCCGUGGUGGUCAGGUUGUCUUUUCCUAGUGUAUACCCGGAAAAGGCACCUGCUGUCAUGGCUGUGGUCAAGGGCAGACAGGAGCUGAGUCCUCAACUCGAAUCGCUUAUAAGCUCGUUGUUUGUUGUAGGCGAGGUUAUUGUAUUUGAUUUUAUAGAGUCGUGUCGAGAAUUUCUUGAACAAGAAGGCGAAGGGCCAGAUGGUGCUGAUUCUGGUUCUUAUAUUGACAGUCCAGAAGCUAGUGAUGUUGCAAAUGGGAGAGAUACAGGUGUAGACCCUACUAGUUCGUGGAUUGCAAGCGAACCUGUAACAGACCGCAAGUCUCUGUUUAUCGCACGGGUCUGUAGAGUAGAGUCGGCACAGGAAGCAUACGACAACAUUGCAUUACUGAAAACUGACAAAAAAAUUAGUAAAGCUACACACAACAUUACAGCUUAUAGAAUUAAACGCAGUGAUGGAGUAUCGGUCCAAGACUGUGAUGAUGAUGGAGAAGACGCCGCCGGCGGUCGACUGAUGCAUCUUCUAACUCUGACUGACUCAUGGAACGUGGUCGUCUGUGUCUCGCGCUGGUAUGGAGGCAUCAAACUAGGACCGGACCGGUUCAAACACAUUAACUCGACAGCCCGAGACGCUCUUGUGAAAGGCGGUUUCAUAAGUAUUUCUAAAAAUUCCUCCAAAAAGCAUUGA